Messenger RNA from Neoarius graeffei (lesser salmon catfish), 11201 nucleotides. It is a transcript of the gene csmd3a, whose product is annotated as CUB and Sushi multiple domains 3a. The coding region runs from base 1 to 10632 and encodes 3543 amino acids. The record is from RefSeq and is a predicted model, not a curated record. Gene Ontology annotation, biological process: regulation of dendrite development. The transcript is spliced from 70 exons. Lineage: Eukaryota; Metazoa; Chordata; Actinopteri; Siluriformes; Ariidae.
AUGGUGGACGGUUUCAUUUACACAUGUGGUGGGACGUUAAAAGGAAAAAACGGAACCAUCGAAAGCCCUGGAUAUCCACACGGGUACCCAAACGGAGCGAACUGCACUUGGGUUAUUGUAGCUGAGGAAAGGAACAGAAUUCACAUAGUUUUUCAAUCCUUUGCCGUGGAGGAGGAAUAUGACUUUUUAUCUUUAUAUGAUGGGCAUCCUCACCCCGCCAACUUUCGAACAAGGUUAACAGGAUUCCACGUGCCUGCUCCAGUCACAAGCACAGGCUCUGUUUUCUCCUUGCGUCUCACCAGCGACUUCGCUGUGAGCGCCCACGGCUUUAAAAUCUAUUAUGAAGAGCUACAGAGCACUUCCUGUGGAAACCCAGGCGUUCCUGCCAAAGGGAUUCUGAACGGCACACGGUUUAAUGUGGGUGACAGGAUCCAAUACCGCUGUGUGCCUGGGUACACACUGGAUGGUCAUGCUCAGCUAACUUGUGUCACCAGCACAUCCAACGUAGCUGCAUGGGACUUUCCAGUGCCCAUCUGCAGAGCGGAGGACACGUGCGGAGGAACCUUCCGGAGUUCCAGUGGCGUGAUUUCCAGCUCGGACUUCAAGAAUGACUAUAAGAACAAUGGAGAGUGUACAUGGACCAUUGUGGCUGACCCUGGAGACACCAUUUCACUCGUCUUCACUGAUUUCCAGAUGGACAACAAGUUCGACUACUUGGAGGUGGAGGGAUCAGAGCCACCGUCAAUAUGGUUAUCUGGGACAAAUAUUCCGGUACCAAUCGUCAGCAACAAGAACUGGCUCCGGCUCCAUUUCGUCACUGAUAAUAGUCACAGACACAAAGGCUUUACUGCUCAGUAUCAAGUGAAACGGUCUGGAGACUUCAAAUCAAGAGGCGUGAAGCUGUUGCCUGGGAAAGACAACACAAGCAAAUUUGCUAUAAUGAAUGAAGGAGGUGUGAAGCAAGUGUCAAAUGACUGCUCAGACCCUGGGGAGCCGGAGAACGGCAGGCGCAUUGGCAACGAUUUCAGUAUCGGCGCGAUGGUUGGGUUCACAUGUGACGGCGAUCACGUGCUGCAGGGCUCCAAAAGCAUCACCUGCCAGAGGGUGGCGGAAGUCCUUGCCGCAUGGAGCGACCAUCCACCCGUCUGCAAAGUGAAAACGUGUGGGUCAAACCUCUACGGUCCAUCUGGGACUUUUACUUCUCCCAAUUUCCCCAUCCAGUAUGAGAGCAACUCGCAGUGUGUUUGGAUAAUUACCGCCAGUAACCCAAAUAAGGUGAUCCAGAUCAACUUUGAAGAGUUUGACUUGGAGCUCGGAUACGAUACGCUUACGAUAGGAGAUGGAGGAGAGGUCGGAGACUCCAGAACCAUCAUCCAAGUUUUGACUGGCAGCUUCGUGCCUGACCUGAUUGUCAGCAUGACCCAUCAGAUGUGGCUCCAUUUGCAGUCGGAUGAGAGCGUCGGCUCCAUUGGCUUCAAAAUCAACUACAAAGAAAUUGACAAGGAGAGCUGCGGUGACCCUGGUAUCCCUUUGUACGGCUUCCGAGAGGGAGCGGGUUUCUCCAAUGGCGAUGUACUACGCUUCGAAUGUCAGUUCGGAUUUGAGCUCAUCGGUGAAAGAACCAUUUCCUGCCAGAAUAACAAUCAGUGGUCCGCCAACAUCCCCAUCUGUAUUUUCCCAUGUCUGUCCAACUUCACGGCCACCUCAGGGACAGUCCUGUCACCAGAUUACCCAGAAGGCUAUGGCAACAAUUUGAACUGCGUGUGGCUGAUCAUCGCCGAGCCAGGAAGCCGCAUCCAGCUGGCCUUCAACGACUUCGACCUGGAGCCACCCUAUGACUUCCUGACAGUGCGGGAUGGCGAGUUGCUGGGCCGCUUCACGGGCACUGAGGUGCCGUCACACCUCACCAGCAACUCCAACGUCCUGCAGCUGGAGUUCCAGGCUGACCAUUCCAUGUCUGGCCGGGGCUUCAACAUCUCCUACAGCACGUUCGGACACAACGAAUGUCCCGACCCUGGUGUGCCCAUGAACGCAAAGCGCUUUGGGAAUAAUUUCCAGUUGGGCAGCUCCAUAUCAGUGGUGUGUGAAGAAGGCUUCAUAAAGACCCAAGGCUCAGACACGAUUGUGUGUGAGCUGGAGGAAGGCGGAGUCAUGUGGAGCGGUUUGAUUCCCAAGUGUGAAGCUCCAUGUGGUGGUCACUUCACAGCCCCGGUGGGGGUGAUCCUCUCUCCAGGGUGGCCUGGUUAUUAUAAAGACUCUCUGAGCUGCGAGUGGGUGAUCGAGGCCGAGCCGGGACACUCCAUCAAGCUCAGCUUUGACAGGUUCCAGACCGAGCUUAAUUAUGAUUUCCUGGAGAUCCACGAUGGCCCCAACCUGCUCUCGCCACUCAUCACCUCUCUGAACGGCACUCAGGUUCCUCACUUCCUGUUCAGCAGUGGCAGCUUCCUGUAUCUGCUUUUCACUACAGACAGCAGUCGCUCCAACAGCGGAUUCAAGCUCUUUUACGAGAGCGUCACUCUGGACACGCACUCCUGUCUGGACCCUGGUGUGCCGGUGAACGGAGUACGCUACGGUCACGAUUUGUCCAUCGGCUCUGUGCUUAAGUUCUCAUGUGAGCCAGGCUACCAGCUGAGUCACGACGAGCCACUGGUGUGCGAGAGGAGCCACUGGUGGAGCCACCCCCUCCCAAGCUGCGAUGCUCUGUGUGGUGGUGAUGUUAAAGGACCCGAUGGCAUCAUUUUGUCUCCUGGGUUCCCGGAGCUUUAUCCCAACUCAUUAAACUGCACGUGGACAGUGGAGGUCAGCCACGGCAAAGGCGUUCAGUUCACCUUCCAUACUUUUCAUCUGGAGGAUCACCACGAUUACCUGCUGGUGACAGAGAACGGCAGCUUCGCUCAGCCCCUGGCACGUCUCACGGGCUCACAGAGGCCCCCGACCCUCAAUGCCGGUCUCUAUGGCAACUUCCGAGCCCAGCUACGCUUCAUCUCUGACUUCUCCAUCUCCUUCCACGGCUUCAACAUUUCCUUCACUGAGUAUGAUCUGGAGCCAUGCAAGGACCCAGGAGCACCGCGAUUCGGUGGCCACAGCAGCAGCAGCUUUGGCGUGGGCGAUUUGGUGACGUUUUCGUGCUUGCCCGGUUAUCGGCUGCAGGGCCCACAGGGCAUCACGUGCCUGGGUGGCGGACGGCGCACAUGGAGCGCCCCUCUGCCAAGGUGUGUGGCUGAAUGUGGAUCGACUGUUUCCCAGAACGCUGGAGUCCUCCUGUCCCCGAACUACCCUCUGAAUUACGAGAACAACCAUGAGUGCAUUUAUAACAUUCAAGUGCAGAAAGGGAAAGGCAUCAACAUUACGGCAAGCAGCUUCCGUCUGGCUCAAGGUGACGUCUUAAAGGUCUAUGACGGACCAGAUAACACCGCAGACGUUAUCGGAGCGUUCUCCAGUUCCUCCAUGUUGGGAGUCACGCUCAGCAGCACCUCCAACCACCUUUGGCUGGAGUUCUUCUCGGAUCAGGACGACACCGCAGAGGGCUUCAAACUCAACUACAGCAGUUUUGAACUCUCUCACUGUGACGAGCCAGGUGUGCCACAGUUCGGCUCUAAAGUGAAUGACCAAGGCCACUUCGCAGGAAGUGCUGUCACAUACCAAUGUGACCCAGGCUACACACUCCAUGGCAGCAGUUUGCUGAGGUGUAUGACGGGUGAGAGGCGAGCAUGGGACCAUCAGCUUCCUUCCUGCAUAGCGGAAUGUGGCGGAAGUUUCAAAGGUGAAUCAUCGGGGCGAAUAUUAUCUCCUGGAUACCCGUUUCCUUAUGACAACAAUCUCCGCUGUACAUGGGCCAUUGAGGUGGACUCAGGCAAUACUGUCAGCCUCCAGUUUCUCGCCUUUGACACGGAAGCAUCUCAUGACAUCCUGAAGGUGUGGGACGGCCGUCCCGAGAACGAGAUGCUUCUGAAGGAAGUAAGCGGUUCCCUGUUGCCUGAUGGGAUCCACAGCACCCUCAACAUCGUUACCAUUCAGUUCGAGACCGAUUUCUACAUCAGCAAGUCUGGCUUCGCUAUCGACUUUUCCAGUUCAGUAGCGACCGCCUGCAGGGAUCCAGGAACACCAAUGAAUGGCACACGGAGCGGCGAGGGCAAGGAACCAGGUGACACCAUGACAUUCGUGUGUGACCCAGGCUACGAACUACAGGGCGAGUCUCGAAUCACCUGCAUUCAAGUGGAAAACCGAUACUACUGGCAACCAAGCCCUCCUACUUGCAUUGCUCCUUGUGGAGGAAAUAUCACAGGCUCAUCUGGAUUCAUCCUGUCUCCAAACUUUCCUCACCCCUACCCACACAGCAAGGACUGCGAUUGGUUCAUCACUGUGCACCCUGAUUAUGUCAUCUCAUUAGCCUUCAUCAGCUUCAGCAUUGAGCCCAAUUACGACUUCCUGUACAUUUAUGAUGGACCGCACACUAACAGCCAUCUGAUUGGGACGUUUCAAGACAGUAAGCUUCCAGAGAAGAUAGAGAGCAGCUCGAAUAUCAUGCACAUCGCCUUCCGCAGUGACGGCUCCGUGAGCUACACCGGCUUUCAUCUGGAGUACAAGGCUAAGCUGAGAGAGGCGUGUUUUGACCCAGGGAGUGUGAUGAACGGUACUCGACUGGGCAGCGACUAUAAACUGGGCUCCAGUUUGACCUUCCACUGUGAGCCAGGCUACCAACUGCAGGGCUACUCCACUCUCACCUGUGUGAUGGGCAACACCAACCGACCUGAGUGGAACAGAGCAUUGCCCAGCUGUCAAGCACCUUGUGGGAGCAGGUCGACGGGGUCAGAGGGCACCGUGCUGUCACCCAACUACCCCCGGAACUACACCAAAGGCCAGACGUGCCUCUACGAAAUCUCUGUGCCAGGCGAGUUCGUGCUUUUUGGCCAGUUCAUGUUCUUUCAAACCACCACCAAUGAUGUGGUGGACAUCUACGAUGGACCUUCUUCUGAUUCUCCUCUUCUAACGUCCAUCUAUGGCUCCCAUUCAGGAGAGCCGCUGCCUCUGAGUGCUGGCAAUGAAAUCACCAUAAAGUUUACAGCAGAGGGUCCGAACACGGCCAAAGGCUUCCAUUUUGUCUACCAAGCUGUACCGAGGACCAGCGCCUCCCAGUGCAGUUCGGUCCCUGAGCCUCGCUAUGGGAAGCGGAUUGGAAGUGAUUUUGGACUCGGUGCUGUUGUGCUGUUUGCGUGUAACCCUGGAUACCUCCUCCACGGAGCCAGCACCAUCCGGUGUGAAUCUGUGCCCAACAGCCUGGCCCAGUGGAAUGGAACGGUGCCAUUAUGCACAGUUCCCUGUGGUGGCAUCCUAACAGCACGCCGAGGAACCAUCCUAUCUCCUGGUUACCCCGAACCUUAUGAUAAUCACCUCAACUGUGUCUGGAAGGUCUUUGUACCAGAAGGAGCUGGAAUUCAAAUUACAGUCGUAACAUUUUCCACGGAGCACAACUGGGACUCGCUGGAUUUCUACGAUGGUGUUGACAGUAACGCACCGAGACUUGGCAGCUACUCAGGAAUCACCAUCCCACCGCUUCUGAACACCACGUCCAACAACCUGUACCUCACGUUUCAGACGGACAUGAGUGUCUCAGGGGCAGGAUUUCACCUGGAGUACGCAGCGAUAGGUUUGGACUCCUGCCCGGAGCCACAGACCCCCAACAACGGGAUGAAAAUCGGCGAGCGCUACAUCGUUGGAGAUGUCGUUUCCUUCCAGUGUGAUCAGGGAUACACGCUGAAGGGAAGUGCAUUUAUAACGUGCAUGCCAGGACCCGUCAGAAGAUGGAACUAUCCGCCACCUCUCUGUCUCGCCGAGUGCGGCAGCUCUCUGUCCGACAUGACCGGCGUCAUCCUGAGUCCCGGCUUCCCAGGAAAUUACCCCAGCGGCCUCGACUGCACCUGGACAGUUCGGCUCCCCGUCGGCUUUGGGAUUCACCUGCAGUUCCUGAAUUUCUCCACCGAGGCCGUACACGACUAUCUGGAGGUCCGGAGUGGGAGUUCAGACUCAGGCACGGUGAUCGACAGGUUCAGCGGCUCUGUCGUUCCUGAAUCAUUUUUCAGCACCACCCACGAGACGAGCUUCAUCUUCCACAGCGAUUACUCGCAGAACAAAGCCGGCUUCCACAUCGUCUACGACACCUACGAGCUUCAGCGCUGCCCGGAUCCGAGGCCCUUCAGAAACGGCCAGGUGAUGGGCACGGAUUUUGGCGUGGGCAUGACCAUCUGGUUCCAGUGUCAGCCGGGCUAUACGCUUCUCGGCCAGGCCUCACUCACCUGCCUGCACGGAGUCAGCAGGAACUGGAAUCACCCUGUCCCUCGCUGUGAAGCACUUUGUGGUGGAAAUCUCACUGCCCUGGAGGGCACCAUCUACUCUCCAGGUCACCCGGAUGAUUACCCCAACCUGAAGGACUGCACAUGGACUAUCAGGGUCCCACCAGGCAAUGGCAUCUACAUCAACUUUACCGUACUGAACACUGAACCUAUCUACGACUACAUCACUGUGUGGGACGGCCUGGACCAGACCUCACCUCAGCUCGGUCAGUUCAGCGGCAGCUCGGUACAAGAAACCGUCUCCAGCACCUCCAACCACGUCCUCCUGAAGUUCCACAGUGACUUCAGCACCAGCGGAUUCUUCGUUCUGCAUUAUCAUGCGUACCAGCUCCGUGUGUGUCAGCUUCCUGCACCUGUCGCAAACGCGGAGAUCCUCACCGAUGGAGACGAGCUUGAAAUCGGAGAUAUCAUCAGGUACCGGUGCCUUCCAGGCUUCACGUUGGUGGGCAGUGAGAUUUUGACUUGCCGUCUGGGUGAGAGGUUGCAGAUGGAUGACACUCCUCCAGUUUGCCAAGUGCGAUGCCCCGACAACGAGGUGCUUUUCGACUCCACGGGCGUGAUCCUGAGUCCAGGUUUCCCAGAAAACUACCCCAACCAGCAGAUGUGCUCCUGGAUGAUCAGUGUGGAGAAGGGCUACAACAUCACCCUGCACUUUGAGCUCUUCCAAACCGAGAAGGAGUUCGACAUCCUGGAGAUCUUUGAUGGACCCAACAUUUACAGCCCGAGUGUGGCGGUGUUGAGCGGCGAGCUGGCUGUGCCCUUCACCCUGAGCACCACGGGCCACCAGCUCCUCUUGCGCUGGUCCUCAGACCACGGCACCAACCGCAAGGGCUUCCGCAUUACGUACGUGGCGAUGUACUGCAGCACCCCAGACUCUCCGCAGCACGGCUUCGUUGUUAGCCAAACCGGCGGCCAUGUUAACAGUGUCGUGCGCUGGGCCUGUGACCGCGGAUACAGGCUGAUUGGGAAAAGCAUGGCCAUGUGCAAGAAGACCGAAUUCGGCUAUCUAACCUGGGACUCUUCAGUGCCAGCGUGCCAAGCUGUGUCUUGCGGUAUGCCAAGAGCUCCCGCCAAUGGAGGCGUGCUGGCACCUGAUUACUCAGCAGGCACACGGGCGACGUAUUUCUGCAACGAAGGUUUCAGGCUCUCGUCUAAAGAGGUGACGAGUACGGUAUGCCAGGCUGAUGGAACCUGGAGUAGCCACAACAAGAUCCCACGCUGCACCGUCAUGGUGUGCCCAAGUAUUGGCUCCUUCACGCUGGACCACGGUAAGUGGAAGAUCGUUAACGGAUCUCGUUAUGAAUACAGAACCAAGAUCGCCUUCAGCUGUAACCCUGGUUACUACCGCCUUGGCCCCUCUCACAUCCACUGCACGUCUAACGGGACAUGGAGCUGGAGGAACGAAAGGCCACGCUGCAAGAUUAUUUCUUGUGGGAUGCUGCCCACACCUCCUAAUGGGAAGAAAAUUGGAACUCAGACAACCUUCGGCGCGACGGCUAUUUUCACAUGUGACAUGGGCUACAUUCUGGUUGGCUCGACAGUGCGCGAGUGUCUGGCGUCUGGGCUGUGGAGUGGCUCUGAGACUCACUGCCUGGUGGGCCACUGUGGAGAACCAGAACGGAUCGUGAACGGUCAGGUGAUCGGGGAGAACUUUGGCUACAGAGACACGGUGGUAUAUCAGUGCAACCCAGGCUUCAGACUCAUCGGUUCUUCUGUACGAAUCUGCCAGCAGGACCACAGCUGGUCAGGACAACUGCCAUCCUGUGUGUCAAUCAGCUGCGGGCACCCAGGAAGUCCGAUAUACGGGCGUACGGUGGGAGACGGUUUCAACCUGGACGAUGUGGUCAACUUCCUCUGCAAUGAUGGCUACAUGCUGGAGGGACCGUCUCAGGCCCAGUGCCUUCCUGACCGCCAGUGGAGCCAUCAACCUCCCAGCUGCAGAGUGGUUAACUGCACCGAUCCUGGGAUACCACCCAAUUCCAUCCGGAAGAGUAAAAUCGAGUUUGGGAAUUUCACCUUUGGCACUGUCGUGUCGUACGACUGCAAUCCCGGGUAUUACCUCUUCGGGGCGUCUGUCCUGACCUGCCAGCCAGUGGCUUACUGGGAUCGACCGUUACCAGAGUGUAUCGAGGUGGACUGUGGUCACCCUAGUGUGCCGCCUCACGCACUUCUAAUUGGAGAAAAGUUUACAUUUGGUUCCACCGUCCGCUACACAUGCAUGGGAGGACAGCGGCUGAUUGGAGAUGCCACACAGACCUGCCAGCUCACCGGCCACUGGAGCGGCUCCCUGCCUCACUGCUCAGGUGAGGUCGCAGGUGAGUGCGGUGACCCAGGAACACCAGCUCACGCCACACGGGAAGAAGGAACCUUUCAUCAGCGUGUUAAAUUCCGCUUCACCUGCGCCACGGGCCACAUGCUGUAUGGCUCAGCCGAGCGCAUCUGCUUUCCCAAUGGCACCUGGUCAGGAAAACAGCCCAUCUGCAAACCGGUUCAGUGUGGUAACCCAGGCAGUCCAGCUAAUGGCCGUGUCUCCCAUGCGAACUCCAUGUCUUUCUCUCAUUCUGUUGUUUAUUCCUGCUCUGAUGGUUAUCGUCUCUCCGGUAUGGCCUCAAGGGUCUGCCUGCCCAACGCCACCUGGUCCGGCUCCGAACCCAACUGCACAUUGAUAAGCUGUGGUGAUCCAGGCAUCCCGGCCAAUGGGCUGCGCUUCGGCGAGGCCUUCACCGUUGGCCAGAACGUCACCUACGCAUGCCAGCCAGGGUUCCUGAUGGAGAACUCCAGCAUCAGCAUCCAAACCUGCACCCAUAAUGGAACCUGGAGUGGCACCUUACCCACCUGCCAAGCGGUAACGUGUCCUCCUCCACUCCAAAUCUCCAACGGUGAGGUGGAGGGCUCGGUCUUCCAGUGGGGCACCAGUGUUAGCUACCGCUGCCUGAGUGGCUAUGAGCUCUCCUUUCCUGCUGUCCUUACCUGUGUGGGCCAAGGGUCCUGGAGUGGUGAUGUACCGUUAUGCAUGCCCAAGUUCUGCGGAGAUCCAGGCAUCCCUGCUCAAGCCAAGAGAGAAGGCCAGAGUUUUAUCUUCAAGUCGGAGGUGUUGUACAGCUGCAGCGCUCCCUACGUGCUCGUGGGCUCGUCUACGCGUGUGUGCCAGGCCGACGGCACGUGGAGCGGCUCCCAGCCUCGAUGUAUAGAACCAACCAGAACAACAUGUGAGAACCCCGGAACUCCUGAAUAUGGUUCUAUGAACGCAAGCCUGGGAUUCAAGGUGGGCAGCACUGUGCGCUUUCACUGCCAGAGCGGUCACCUGUUAUUGGGCUCCACCACGCGGACGUGCCAGAGCGACCUCACCUGGAGCGGGACUCAACCCGAGUGCAUCCCCCAUUCGUGCAAGCAGCCUCGGAGCCCGCUGCAUGCCACCGUGGUGGGGAUGGACGUGACUUCGCUCGGCUACAUGCUCAUGUAUUCGUGCCAGCCGGGUUUCCUGCUCACUGGAGGCUCUGAGCAUCGUGUGUGCAGACCCGACGGAUCCUGGAGCGGGAAAGUGCCUGUGUGCCGAAUUGGCUCCAAACCAGCAGAGAAAGCACCGGUGCCUGUUCAAGGGACACCGAGUCCAAAAGCAAGCGUGCCCGAUGACGUGUUCACCCUGGCGUAUGUCUGGAAAGGCUCGCUCGAGUACAAGGCAGCAAAACAGCCUGUGACUCUGACAAUCACUAACUUUAACGCAAGCUCAGGCAGAGUGAACGUCACGCUCACCAACAGGAACACGGAGCUCUUACUGUCAGGUGUGUAUAAGAGCAGUGAAGCUCGUCUCACGCUGCGGCUGUACCACACGCGGGCUCUGGUGCACGGAACCCACGCGGCGAAGAUCACCGAAGAAACCUGGACCAUGGAUGGAUUUGUUUCAGCCGAGCAGGAAGGAGGUCCGUACGUGUUCCAGGGCUACAUCCAGGGCCGCGAUUAUGGACAGUUCGGGUUACAGAGACAAGGUCAGAACAUCACCGAGACGACGAGAAGCUCCGAGACGUCGCCUGGGACCAACAGCAGUUCUGUGGCUGUGGCAAUUCUCGUGCCUUUUUUUGCUCUGAUAUUUGCAGGGUUUGGAUUUUAUCUCUACAAACAGCGGAGGACGGACAAAGCCGAGUUCUCAGGCUGCUCCGCCCACGAAAACAGCAACGGCCAGGCCACGUUUGAGAACCCCAUGUACAACACCAACACCAAAAGCAUCGAGGGCAAAGUGGUGCGUUUCGACCCCAGCCUCAACACCGUCUGCACCAUGGUUUGACAUGAACGGACCCAUCAGACGGAUUAGCAUCGUGUCGCGUUUUAUUUCCUGACUUUUACGGAGGUUGCACAGAUUUACAGAGAAAGACUCAAGCACAGUCUGAGGAGCCAAUACUCCCAAUACUCCUAUACACUACAAACCACAUGCUUUAACCUCGGCGUGGAUCCGCAAGGGUGGCUCGGACUGCUUCACGUUUCGGGUGGAGUGUUUUCAGGUUGUGUAACUCACUCUAAGAGUGUCCUUGAUUUUUGUAUUCAAGAAAAACAGAUCUGAGGAGGCUUCAUGUGAAAUCUUGAACAUGCCGGGUUUUCAUAAGCCUUUCCCAGAAUGCUGCACAGUGCGAGUUUGCAUCAUCGUGUGUAUAUUGAUUUCUCAACACGGCUUCGCUUCUUCGCUUUCAUGCGCUCACAUCACCCUCCUGCAGAUCACGGCAGAACAGGUUGAGAGGAAAUGGUUAUAAAAUGAUGGAGAUGAUGGAGGAUCCCUUCUGUUCUCUCAUUUCUUUUUUUUUUUCUUUUUGUUUUUGGGUGCUUCCUGCUUCUGGAACAUUCUGCUACAUUUUCUUGUCU